Molecule: messenger RNA, 2085 nt
Organism: Laetiporus sulphureus 93-53
Lineage: Eukaryota; Fungi; Basidiomycota; Agaricomycetes; Polyporales; Laetiporaceae
Product: FAD-binding domain-containing protein
Exons: 11
Coding region: 412-1923 (503 amino acids)
Molecular function (GO): FAD binding
Source: RefSeq, a predicted model, not a curated record
GUGGAUCAUCAUCGGGACCCGGGUUAGGGCGCUCGAAGUGCCAGAGAGGGCUUCUGUAGCUCAACAAAUUCUCGACAUGGCAAUCUAAAUGUCCAACGAUCCAUUUUCGUAGGUCACCGGCGAUGACUUGAGCAUACCUGGAUAGGCACCAGACGGAACGCGAUCAUGACGUCCAUCUCAACUUACUUCGUGGCCAGCGCCGCACACCGUGCGCAGCGGACUUUCCCUACCGUGGCCUCGCCUGUGGGGUAUGGCCUAUAAAUUGCGUGUAAUCACUCGAGUGGAGCCCAUCGUUGCUCUACGGUUGUCCGCCCCAUUGCACCCUAUCCCGAACACUUGGAGCAGACUGCAGCAGCUCGGUGUCCUGCGUUGCUUAUCUUGCGAUAAUCUACUCCGUCAAGGCUCUGCACAAUGGGUAAACGUUCCUCUUUCCUCGCGUUUCUUGCGGGCUCGCUCCCGACCUUGACUGUCGUCGCCUCCAUGGACACGCUGAAUGGCUUCAACCAUCAGACAUCUCUAGCAUUAGGGAACGACUCCACACCUUGUCAGCAGAUCGCGGGAGCGGUCUCUUCUGCAUCCGAAGUCUACUACUCACCGGAGGCGGUGUAUGUCGCGGAUAUCCACCAUUAUGCGGUGACCAGCAUGGAUACUGCGCUCUGUUCAGUUGAUCCCGGUAGCGCGGAAGAUAUCGCUAUUAUCCUUCAAAUCCUGGGAAGCACGCGCACGCCAUUCGCGGUCAAGGGCGGUGGUCACAUGAUGAACCCAGGGUCGUCGUCCACAAUUGGAGUGCAGAUCGCCAUGUCUCGCUUCAAACAAGUGCAAUACAAUCCGGAAGCCCGAACUGUAUCCGUUGGCGGAGGGCUUCGGUGGGACGAUGUAUACGAAGCGCUUGAGCCCCUUGAAGUAAACGUCGUGGGUGGUCGUGCAACUGGUGUCGGCGUUGCAGGCUUUACCUUAGGCGGAGGCUACUCAUGGCUGACGAAUGAGCACGGUCUGACGUUCGACAAUGUCAUCGCCUACGAGAUGGUGCUGCCGAAUGGUACGAUCACAACUGUCACCGAAGCAUCUGACCCAGAUCUGUUCUUCGGAAUGAAGGGAGGCUAUAACAACUUCGGCAUCGUGACUUCAUUCGUUAUGAAGACGUACCCGCAAGGUCCUGUCUGGGGAGGCCAUGUGGUGGUCAUGGACACGGACAACAACUUGGAUGCAGUUAAUGCGGCCACGGCGAACUUCGCAGCAAAAGUUACCGAUCCUAAAGCCUCAGCUAUCAUGGCCUACAGCCAUUUGGGAGGACACACUCUAGUCGCGAUGUUGCUGUUCUACAACGGUCCUACGCCUCCUGAUGGUAUUUUCGACGAGUAUCUUGCGAUUCCAUUUGUGCAGAAGGAUGUGUCAACGCGUUCAUUCCUGUCACUGAUUCAAACAACUGCCACCGAGAAAACCGCAGGCUUUCGCGGAUACUACGCCACAGUGUCACUGCAGGCGAUAACGACCCCUGUUUUGGAAACGGUUACUAGUGAGCUGCUGAGUUGGACAGAGACUUUGGCGAACAGCAGCAUGUUCGCGCUGAGCUACGAUGUGGAGCCCUUCUUGCCGACUAUCCUGACGCACGGCAGCCCGUCCGCUUAUCCUCCGCACCGCGAGCGCGCCUACCUCCCGCUUAACCUAUGGUUCGGAUGGAGUGAUGCGGCAGACGAUCAAGUGAUGUACGACGCCAUGGUUGAAAGCGCUCAGAAAAUCACGGAUGCUGCCGUUGCGGAUGGCCAGACUGACGUUCCGCUUGCGCCUCGGUAUCCGAAUUAUGCGCUCUUUGGCACGGACCCGGCACUGAUGUAUGGCAAGUCUAUGGAGAAGCUGGUGAGACUGAAGUAUCAGUACGACCCACAGGAUGUCAUGGGGCUUGCAGGCGGCUGGAAGUUCUAGAGUAUAUAGUUGUACGUUUUUGAGAUGUCAAGUAAACCUCGCGCGGAAUUCGUAUGGUUAGAUGGCCAGAUUACCAAGAUUUACAUGCAUCAUUUUGGGUUGUAAUGUUUGACAGUAGGAGCAGCUACAGGAGCGGUUCGAUUACUAUUUCUAAUCCUUGAU